CGGCGAGGCCGCGGGAGGCCGCGGAGGAUGGAGGAGCGGAAGGAGGAGGGCGAGGCCGAGAUCCAGGAGCACGGGCCGGAGCACUGGUUCUCUAAGUGGGAGCGGCAGUGCCUGGCUGAGGCCGAGCAGGACGAGCAGCUGCCCCCCGAGCUGCAAGAGGAGGCGGCGGCCGCCGCGCAGCCCGAGCACAAGCAGCAGAAGCUGUGGCACCUCUUCCAGAACUCGGCCACCGCCGUGGCCCAGCUCUACAAAGACCGAGUGUGUCAGCAGCCAGGACUUUCUCUCUGGGUCCCCUUCCAAAACGCAGCCACCGCCGUCACCAACCUCUAUAAAGAAAGCGUGGAUACUCAUCAGCGAAGUUUUGAUAUUGGAAUUCAGAUUGGCUAUCAGCGACGCAAUAAGGAUGUGUUGGCUUGGGUUAAAAAGCGCAGAAGAACUAUUCGUAGAGAAGAUUUGAUCAGCUUCCUGUGUGGAAAAGUUCCUCCACCACGAAACUCUAGAGCUCCCCCAAGACUGACUGUAGUGUCCCCUAACCGAGCUACUUCAACGGAAACUAGCUCAUCUGUAGAGACUGAUUUGCAACCCUUCCGGGAAGCCAUAGCUCUGCAUGGUCUUAGUGGUGCAAUGGCUAGUAUAAGCGUGCGUUCGAGUACCCCAGGCUCUCCUACACAUGUAAGCAGUGGAUCGAAUGCUAGUCGAAGGAGAAAUGGACUCCAUGAUGUCGAUUUGAACACUUUCAUAUCAGAAGAAAUGGCACUCCACUUGGACAAUGGUGGAACUAGAAAGCGUACCUCAGCCCAGUGUGGCGAUGUCAUUACAGACUCACCAACCCAUAAACGCAACAGAAUGAUCUAAACUGCAAACAUUUUCACACCCACCAUGCUGCUUGAAAGCCACUUGAUCCUCAACAUAUACUAUUAUUGCAAAGGAAACAUGAGGCCAUCUUCCCUUGUUCACUGUUUAAGACAAGUGAAUUCUAUAGUGGUUGCCAUAAAAGGAAGUUCUAGGUAUUUACAGUAGAUGCCUCUUGUAACUAUGGCUUUCUUAAAACUAUAAUCCUAGCAGAGGACAUCAGAUACCGUGUAGUCAUUAGCAAGAUCAUCAUAGGCAAACAUAUAUCCGUUCCAAGGCUAAAAGUGACCUUAACUGUAUUUAUUCUCAAAGGGAAAGGAAAUAUCAGAUGUUUAUUUGGUUAUAGAAUGCUCCUGCCCCCCCAACCCCCCCUUUGGUCCAUUUCCUGCUGUGUUGAGUAUUUUGCUUCAACAGUAUUGCCAGGCUCCUAAAAUUAUCUCAAACCCACGAUUUGGCUUCCUUGUCAAAUCUGCAGGCUUCCAUUUUUUAAAAAAUUAUUAUUAUUUUUUUUUUUAAAUUUUUUUUUUAUGCAGCACUCUAUCACGCACCUGGGCUCUCGAGUCCCAGCGUGCGACCUCUAACAAUUGGACUGUGCCCUGUUUUUCGUUUUCCAAGCAGUUUCUAAUUCUGGUGAUUGUGUGAUGUAAAGAGGUGCUAUGAUGGUCAUGCAAUUAAUACUUAAUAUUGAAUCAAUACACAGAACUUUAACGGAUUCACUUUGUGUGUGUUAGCGCUCUAAAAGUAGCAAUACUAUUAAAUUGCCCCCAGACAGACCCCGUAGGCUUAAAAUACUCCCGUUCUAAGACGAGUACUACUUCCCAUGCAGGGUACUGUUCCUUAUGGUAAAUGUAAACACAUAGACUGCAUUCAAGGGGGACCUGAAGUAGAGAGGUCAUGAAGUUGGAGGAUGGGCUUUUUUUUGGGUUCAGUGUUAGCGAGAGGGAGACGGAUGGUGGGGGAGGGUAGGUAUUCCAGUCUCUUAUGUCCUGUAGUACAUUUUUCAUGAAUGCCCUACUUUGUGUGCAGUUUCCAUUGGAAUGGUGGAAGAUAAAGGUCUUUUACUGCUAAUAACGUGGUCAGAACUUAAGUAGCCGUCUCCAGUCCCUCUCCCCUAACAAGUGCAGUUUGGAAUCUCAUUCUGGAAGAGAUGGAAUCGCAUGGAGGCUCUCUAGAUGUUAGGUAGACCUAAAUAAAGGUUCCGAGUAGAUCCUCUGUCCCUAUAAGACCUCUUGUAGCCACAAUGUUUUAGAGCAUGUUUGAUUGUUUCCUCUUCAUUUUUAAUAUCUUGAACUGAAUGAUAGUCUUUUUUAGAUGAAGAACUGAUGUCAGCCUGCCAGGUACUGUAAUUUAUUCUAUCAUAUUAUUAUAUUAUAUAUCAAGUAGGACAGUGAAAAUGUUUCCUUGCAAACUUGUAGUCCAGUAUCAGUUAACUUCCUGUUUUUAUCCUGAAAAGACCAUUGCAGAUCAGUGUAAGGGUUUUUUCCAGUAAUUACUCACAGCACUUUGUUAAAGUUUGCAAUUCCUUCAGCCAUUUAAUAAUAAUCUUUCUGUGAAGAAACUUUACUGAGUUAACCAUAAUCUUCAUUGACUGGGUGGGAGGUGAAUGGAAUGUGUGAGCUGGAGUUCUGUACUCACUAUAGAUUUAGCCCUUAUUUAAAAAAAAAAAAAAAAAAAAGUCAAUUCCGUACUAGAACCAGGAACGAAAGUGCGGUGUUUCCAAAUUUUUGCAAAAGUGGAUCAGUUUUUGUUUGAAUAUAAUAGCAGGAAGAAUUACAGCAAUCUGUCAUUUUACGUGAAACAGACAAGCCUGUGUAUUAUGAAUACUUUUAAGCUUCCCUUUGGAAUAUGCCCAGAAAUGCAUUUGGAGUUACCUUUGUUUUUCUAUCGUUGUCAAUUUAGAUUCUGGAAUUGGCGUUUGGUGGUGUGAAGAGUUGCCCACAAGUGGCCAGAACUCCUCUUCCUAAAGGAUUUUGAGAUUGAGGAACAGAUGUAAAACCUCCCCCUUAUGCCUUGGUUCUAGUUCCUCCCUCCGAGUUGAAAAACAAUUUUUUAAAAAAUUUUUUGUUUUUGUUUUAGUUGGUGCUCUGACGCUUAAUCUCAGUACCCUUUACUCUUGAUUGUCAAAUUUUGAUAAAACAUGUGCCAUUUUCUUUGGUAAGAGAAAGCAGGUCUUAUGUCUGCCAGAACACGAUUUAUAUGCCUUAUUGGCUCCAUUAAACUUUUUAAAAACUUUA
Molecule: messenger RNA, 3086 nt
Organism: Mustela erminea (ermine)
Lineage: Eukaryota; Metazoa; Chordata; Mammalia; Carnivora; Mustelidae
Gene: HAPSTR1
Product: chromosome 20 C16orf72 homolog
Exons: 4
Coding region: 28-855 (275 amino acids)
Source: RefSeq, a predicted model, not a curated record